AUUGGGAGAGGCUGUGCCUACAGGUCGGGGAGAUGCAGUUCCUAUGGCAAUGGAAAGCCCCUUCGUUUGGUAGAGGCCAUGCCUACACUAUGGGGUGAUGCAGGCAUGGCCCCCAGGCCUCCUCCCGUAUCCCUUCCACUGUGUAAACUGCCUCCACCCCCUGGAAACUGUCCCACUGCCCCCCAGUCCCACCCCUCUGCAAAAAUCGCUCCCUUCCUCCCCAAACUGCCCCCACAAGUGUCCCUGCUCCAGCCAGUCUCCAGCACGAGGGGCAUGUGCCACUGGCCCCUCUGCCAGCACUUUGCAUCACCAGUGCCACCGGCUCACCCGAGACUGCUGCCCGCUGACAGUCCAGGCUGCUUGGAGACAGCUUUUCACCAAGUGCCAGCGGACUCAAGCUCCCUUUACCAGACAGUUGUUUCCGUGCUGCGUAACUCAUAUUUGGACGCCGCGUCUCGGAAUGGCUUUCAGUACAGUCGAGUGACUUUGGUGAAGAACGAUCUCUUUUUAAACGAGUACAAAUCUUUUACCCAAGAAAAGGAAGCGAGUGGCUAUACGAAGGAGGAGCUUGAAGAGACCUACGCAUUUCUUCUGUUUGAUAAUGAAAGAGAGGCAAAAGCGGUCUGUCAGAAUGGACUUCGUAUAAACACCAGCUCCCUUACCACGCUAGGUGAUCCAGCAAAAGGGACGUAUGUUUCCAAGUACUCAGACUACCUUCAUCCAAAGCCCUGGUAUCAUGGAAAAUCUGGCUGUAUUGUCAUUUUUAAACUAAUUAAGGGAAAGGUCAAGUUUGUGCCGGAGACCCACACAGCGAAUUACACCCAUCCGACUCCUGGAUAUGACUGCCAUAUCUCUGUGAAUAUAAAUAAUGUUUCCUCGGAGACUAGUCAUUUUCGGGCCUUCGAACUGACUCAGUAUUACGUGUAUGAAUUUGCCAGUGACAGUGUUGUGGAGCGCCCUAGACAGAUCUGUCCCUAUGUAAUAAUAGCCUUUCAGUACACUGAACCUAAAAGAAUGCCAGCAUUACACUAUGAAAGCAUAAACGAACUUGAAAAUAAAGUAUUUUAUUGCCCAUGGAGAGGGCAGCUUUCUAUUCAAGGGCAUCUGUUGUGUGAUAUCGCCCUGAAGUCCCCAUAUAGCACUGUGAUUCCCAUACACCUGCCAGCCAAACUGGAAAUGAAGUAUGUCAUGGGCGUGUCGGAUUUGAAAAAAAAGCUCCCGGAAGCUGCAUUUAGGAAAAGUAAUUACACUCAAAACAAAGUGUGUUAUCAGGACACUUACUUCAGUUUGUAUGAAGUGGAAAUAUCAAAUAAAGACCAAUAUAAAAUGGAUCCAUUAUUAGAAAAGCUAAAGGAAAAGGAGUUGGCAAUCAUCAAAUAUUUACAAGAUCACGGGUUUCUUAUUUUACUUGCAUCCUCUGCGUUAACAGGGGACAAAGAUUUUGACUUAGACAAGCCCAUCAAUCUCCAAGCGUUGUUUUUAUUCACUUCCUCUAGAUCAGUAGGUGUGACAGUAGAAAAACAAGAAGUGAACUGUGAAAAUGAACACAAUGAGAUCGCUUUAAAAGUAACCUCUAUUUUGCCCGGCCUUCACUAUGCCAUACAAGAAGCAACAAAGUGUACCUCUGAGGAGGGAACCCAUUCCAGCCUCUUGGUUAAGCGGUGCUUCCAGAAAUUUGCCAAACUUGGUAAAAAUUCACCUGCAGUGGCUGGCAAAAGUGACAAUUUGUCCUGUUCUUUGGAUCGAUCACCAAAUACGUUUGAAAAUGUUUCUCCUUCUGAAAAAUGCCCCAAACCGUCAUUUUCUCAACUGCAGUCUUACAUUUCCGACCCCAGCAGCUAUUCUUUGGAAAUGUCCAUGGCCUUAGGAUAUUUGGCAGACAGUCCCAAAUCCUCAUGCGGCGUUUCUGACAGAACUUGUGAAGCUGACUUCUCUUUGGUUUUGCCACCAGACUCGGUACCUCCUGACAUAGCAGCGGAGAUAAGAGUUGAAACUGAAAAACCAAAGCACACUCCGGAACUAAACCAUUUGCAUGAAGAUGCCCAGGGAGAAACAAACCCAGCAGGGAACCUGGAGAUGCAGCAGAAUAAGAGGAAAUCCAGCAGAGACAUUGUGACUAGCACAAAGAAGAAAUGGGUCCCUUUGAAAAUAUUUUCUGUGGUAGACAGCAAUAGAAAAGGGACCCCCCAAAAAAUGAACAUUUCUUUUCCUUUUCCCAAAAAACAAGGGCUCAUGACAAAUUCUAAUGAGCCCACACUUAAAUUAGCUAAUUUGCAGUUUCCGCAUAAAAGGAAAAGAGGUGCAGAGGUUCUGUCUGCAGAAUUUGUACACAGAACACAAUCUGAACCUACAACUAAAGGAACUUCUUCACCUGAAGAUAAUGCUUUGGAAACCAAGAAACAAAGGCAACUGAAAAAAAUAGAUGCAAAAAAGGUUUACACUUCUGAGAAGGUCCCAGAGCAAACAAAAAGUAAGACAAUAAAACCCGUAACUAAAGAGAGCUGUAAGUCGAAAGCCAGCAAGCAGUUGGAAUCUGUAAAGGAAGACGUUUUGUCACUGUCCUCAGAUGAGAUUCCGUCGGAAAGUCAAGAGACAGUCAGUGGUUCUAAUGAGACUUGCACGGAAAGCGUGACUGCUCAAGACGUCAGCCGGACUCUAAAAGAAAGUAACUGCGAAUCGCAUGCUUUGAAUAUGCUGGCUGAUCUAGCUCUGAGCUCUUGCAUUCCUCCAUUUUCCCAUGACGAUAGUAGAGUUUCCUCUCCCUGUGACCUGACAAGAGAGCGACGUUCUCUUCGUAAAAGGAAGCCUUCACGAAUUGCUUCGGAUCAUGAAUACCACCGGGUGGACAAACAGCUAAAGGGAGAAUCCUCUUCUAGCAAAACACAGAAUCAGAAACUUUCUUCUCCUGAAAAAUCCGAUGCGAGAAAAGACCUUGCCGCCUUCCCAGAAGAAAAAAGCCCUGUCAUUUCCAGCAAGAAGAACUGCACCAGUCCUAGCUCUGCAAAAGCCGGUCCAUUGCUUUCCCAGGAGGCGGUAGAUACUCCAGAUAUGAACAAGCAUUGUUCUAUCGCCUCUGAGCACUCCUACGCUUUGCAGCUGUCAGAACAUUCUAAAAAAUACACCCUCCCCAAAGGAGGCCUGGGUCCCGCUGCUUUCCGAAAUGGCGCGAAAAGUGCUAAAGCCGGCCCGCUGGUUGGGAAAGUCUUGCCUUUCCGGCAUCAGCAGAACCACACUCACGCGCAGAAGCAAUGUCACGACGUGGUGGUGAAACGCAGACGAGGCACACUGUUUUCCCGGUGCAAGGAAGACUUCUCCAAGUCUCACACGAUCAAGAGCUGCGAGGGGUCGGUGCAGGUGACGUGCCGAUGGGACGCGGAGUACGUCUUCAGUUUAGAUAGCAAAUACACCAACAAUUCUUUAGAGAAAACCGUCAUUCGUGCUCUGCAUGGGCCUUGGGAUCCAGAUAUGCCCGAUGAUGUGGAAGAAAUGAAGCUUAUUCUUCACAUGUGGGUAGCUCUGUUUUACAGCAAACCUAGCAAAUUCCUAAGAACUACGAGAAAGGUGGUAGAACACAGUAACCCCGAAAAGUAUGUCUCGAUAAACAGUAGUCUGGAUGCUUUGGAAUUGAGCGAUGAUUGCGAAAGCUCUUUUGAGCUAGAAAAGUGCCUUGCCGACUCUCAAUCUGAGGCCAACCAGACUUCCAGCCAGACGGCGGAUCCUUCGGAACUAAGCGAUGACUGUGAAGGAUCUUCUGGCUUGGAAAAAAGUCCUGUCGAUUCCCAGUGCAAUCAGAUUUCCAGCAGUGUCCAAAGCACGGUGUCGUCUGCCUCUGAGAAGUUGCUUUCUUGUGAUGAACCAUCAUCCACGAGUUGCAUAAAGUCCUAUAGAGACGCUGACUACGAUGACACCAGCAGCCCUCCUUUGAAAGACGGGCCCCAGGAGGUUAUUGUUGAUGGAUGUGUAGAUAUUGUCCAUUCAUUCAGUAAGGUCGAUGAAGAGGACAGUGAAAGAGAGGAAUUGCCGGAGCCUGUAAUUUCUAUCAGUAGCUCUGCCUACGACCCUUCUGGUAAACCCAACAAUACAAAGAUAAGACCUGAAGAACUUUCCUUUGAUGUCUCAGAGGAAACAUGUCAUGCUCUUGAUUUAAGUAAAGUUUCACAGAGCAAGACUGCAUUUUCCCAGAUUGGAUUUCCGAAGAAGCAGGAAGAUGAACAGCCUGUGAUUAUUAACGAUGGUACUGUCAUUCCCGAGGAAAGAAAGGGAUUGGACAACAUGACUCUCUCUCCAGAGCAUAAAGCCAGUUGUCAUGCUGAUGGGGAGGAAUCACUACGUCUUUGUGAAGCGGUACAGUUAGAAGUGAAUACAAAGAGCACAAAACAGGAUAGCCCCUGUGGAAAAGAGAGUGAAUCAUAUGAUCCAUUAGAAAAUCAAGGAGGAGAGGAGGAGGAGGAGGAGGAAAAAGAGAACGAGGAGGAGGAUUUUGAUUAUGAAGGUAUAAAUGUAGAACCUAUUGAUUUAGCACUUUCUGAAAGCAAUGAUGCUGAUCUGGAACAUGAAGAUAUGGACCAAGAGCCAACCAGUUUAGAACUGCUCAAGGAAACUUGCCUACCUGAAGAGAGCAAAGCAACCAGUCCUGUGGACUCAGAGGAACCCUUUGAUAGCAUAUUAACUCUAACAUUAUCACCUGGUUCAAGUCCUGCCAACGAAGUACCUUCUGAUGAAAUCACACCGUCUCCAGACUCACUUCCAGAGAACCCAGAGGUCACUGACAAAUCAGCUGCAGAAACUCAUGAUGCAGAUUUGGAACAAGAAGAUACAGAUCUGGAUCCAAUCACUUUAGUAUUUCCUACAGAAACUUGCCUCUCCGAAGAAAGCAAUGCAACCAGUCCAGUUGACUUGAAGCCACCCUCUGAUUGUGAAUUAACUUUAUCACCUGGGGCAAGUCCUGUCCGGGAAGUACCUUCUGAUGAAAUCACACCGUCUGCAGAUGCGCUUCCAGAGAACCAAGAGGCCAUUGUCCAACCAGCUGAAGAAAUGAAGUCCUUGGCACAAAGUGACUCCGUAGAAGACAGCCAUGUUUCUCAGGAAGACCGAGGAACUGGUUCUGCUGAUGACACUUCUCUGAGGAUUGAAGAAUCAGAUCAAGUGCAAAGCCAUACAGCGCCCCAAGGAGAGCAAACAAGCUCUUCUACUGACACGGUAGAGCUGCUGACCAAAGCUGCAGGAGCAAACGAAAUCCCGUGCUUAGUCUUUGAAAAUACUCAAUUGGAAGCGAACUGUGCGGCUGAGAAGAGCUGUGACAAUUUUCAGAUUACCGGCGUCUGUUCUUUUGCUAAAAAGUCACCAUGUAAUGAUGAGUUAAACCAGGUAACUAUGGUCACGACACACGAAGAAGAUGAAACCUCUCUUUGCCAAUUGGUAACACCAGCUUGUACCUUAUCAAUGGAUAAUGAAAAAUUUUUCGCUAACGAACAUUUGGACUUGAAACAGAUGAACUGGGUAAACCAUCAGUAUCCGCACAGUCCUGUUUUGAGUGAGGAAGAGACAAGUCCAGCUGAUAAGCCCACGCAUGCUGACCCAGGAGGGCUAGUUGGUACUCCUUUUCAGGAACAUAGCCAGCCUAUUAGCAGAGAGACUGAACCACACAGAAGUACAUUAGAGCCAAAUGAGCACGAUCCGGCGCUUUGCAAAAAUACAAAUUCUGACCACACUGAUCAAAGAGAUGAAUUGAAAGUACAUGCCAUCUCUGAGGGUCAAACAGCCUUGUCUGCUGGGGAUGGUUCCUCAAGUUCUUGUGAUACCGAGCAACCAAAGAAAGACAAAUGUCUAGAACGUGAAAUCUCUGUCGUCAAAAUGGCAGAUUUACUGGAGAGCGAGGAAGAGAUUUCUCCUGCGAACAAACCCGCCAACCCGGAACUGUUGACGGGUGUUGCUUUUCAGCCACAUUGUAUCCCCAUCAGCACAGAGGCAGAGGUGCAAAAAAAUGCAUUAAAGCAAAGUGAGGAGGAUUCCGAUUUUUCCAGAAGUAUGAAUUCUGCCCACGCGGAUCAACUAGAGGUGAUGGAGGUAGCAUCUUCUGCUGCGGAAGACGAGGCAGGUUCCUGUUACACAGAACAGGCAAAACCAGAUAUGUGUUUAGAACAGGACAUCCCUGCCAGUAAAGUAGCAGACUUACCAGAGACGGAUGACAAAGAGCCCACGUCCUGUGAGGAAUUUGAUCCAGGAAGCACUAGCCCUGCUGCGAGCACUGGGUCUAUCCCAGAAGAAGAGGAGGAACAGUUCACACAAGCAUGCGACCGGAGCUCAGUUUAUGAACUCACAGAACGGCAGAGUGAUUAUAAGACAGAAGACUCUAAUAUGUUUGUUGAUUUGCAUCAAACUGAUGCAUCGGGCACUAGGGAAGAAAUUCAUGUUUCCUCUCUUGGCAUGCCUACAGCAUCAUGUGUACACGCAGACUCUAGAGAGGCUCUAGAACUUAGUGAUACUGACAGUAUUUUGAAGGAACAUUUGCCCAACCUAGGUACACCAUUCCCUCACCACGAUAGAGGUGGACAUUUGACCUUUGAAAAUUUAUCCUAUGAGUCUUUUUCUGGAGACUCUGAGCAGGAGUACUUUGGAGAGAUUACACAUCCCACAGCUAAAUGUCAGGGGUCUUGGAGCACAAGAGCCAUUGAUGUGAUCCAUGCAACAACCACCACCAGGACUAAUUACGAUUGGUCGUGUAUACGCUCAGAAUACGAAAACAGUAAGCGUGGUGAGUGGGGCGCCAAAAGAUUUUCCCUUGUAGAGUCAGGUUGGUGUGUGGGAUUUAGGGAUGAUGAUAGAUACGUGCCACCUUUUGUCAAUAUUAAAGACGAUCAGGGCACCCCACGGGAUUAUAGAAACUUUACUGUUACCAAAAAACACAAAGACAAAACUAGAAGGUUACACUCUUCAAAGAGGCCUGGCCAUUCUGUGGAACGCUCUGAUUUAAUAAGCUCCUUGACUAGGACCUGGAAGGUUAUCGAUGAUCUUACCCAGAACACUUUAGACAUGGAAUGUCUGCGCUUCAGUUAUAAGCUAAAACAAGUAAUAAAGAGCCAGAAAUCACGACUUUCUACCUCCAGCAGUAUCUUUCCAAACAAGUUUUCUCCCCAGCUAACGGCUGAGACUUUGCCCCUGAGAGAGGCCCCUGACAUAUCUAGUCUAAAUGCACCAUCCAGGAGUAGGAGCCCCCUUUUGGUAACGGUGGUGCGUUCGGAUACAAGGCAGCAUGGUCCCCGUUGGCACCCAAGAGGCGACAGCUACGCGGGUUUUGCUGAGCCUCCGCCCUGCGUCCCAUGGCGGGAUACAUUUCGCAACGAACGCAGCGCUGCCAGAGUCAAAAGGCAGGGCCAUGACUAUGCUCUUCCUUUGCACCUCAGUAAGUUAAAAUAUGACGAUAAGCUAAAAGAAUCCCGGGGGGAUAUUUCGGUCAUUCUGAACGAAUAUGCCGAGUUCCCCAGCGCGAUGCUGAACAGUGUACAUGCGGGUAACAAAGGAAGAGGUCCGAGCACUACCUCAGAGGAGCCUGCUGGCAAAAGGAAAAAAUGUACCUCUUUCCCCAAACGAACCACCUCCUAUGAGCACAUGAUCAGUGAUCUAUGCAACACUCUACACUACCGACUGAAAAGUGUUGUGAAAGAGGCCUGCAAAAAUGCUUGUAUGUUCUACCUAGUGGAAACAGAAGAGGAUCCUUUCUUUGUGAGAAUGAAGAGUUUACUGAAGAAGGGCGGCCACACGGAAAUCGAGCCUCUGAAUUUCUGUAAAACACAACACCCAGAGACAGACCGACUGCUUGUGAUUAUUAGAAACGAGGACAUCUCUGUGCAUAUUCACAAGAUCCCUUCCCUGUUGAGAUUAAAGCACUGUCCAAACGUAACGUUUGCCGGAGUGGACAGCCCCGAGGACGUAACGGAUCAGACGUACCAGGAGCUGUUUCGCAUGGGGGGGUUUGUGGUCUCUGAUGACGAAGUGUUGGAAACGGUAACGUUAGGUCAGCUGAAGGAAAUUGCUAAAACGUUGGAAAAGCUGAACAGUUACGGAAGAUGGAAAUGGCUGCUGCAUUACAAAGAAAGUAAAAAACUAAAAGAAGACACAAGGGUGAAUCCUGCAGCCCACAAGAAGAACUUGAUCCUGAAAUCGGGCCAGGAAGCGAAUACCAUCGAUGUCCUUCACUACCACCAGUGCGACUCCAAAUCGGGCACCAAGUCCGAACAUCUCAAGUGCUUGUUGAACUUGCAGGUUCAGCAUGUCAGCGCUAGGUUUGCCGUGUACCUCGCAGAGAAGCCCAGCACCUGCCGCGAGAUCUUUGAAAGCAAAGGGAUCCUCGUCACUGAUGUAAAUAACUUCCCCGGGACGGUGCAAAAGCUGGUGGCCCCCUUUCACAGCAGCUAUUGGUGAUGAAUCUCACACCCGGCUCCGCUGGUUCCAGGGACAAAGACCGAAGCUUUUGUUAGACUAUUUUAGGCGAAGGUAACUUGCCUGGGGUCUGCUGUUACAGAAUAAAGCUCUGGGUGCAGAAGGCAGAGGGGGUAGCUUCCCCAGUUUUUAGCAAGCAGUUAAGAAUUGCCGGUGCGCCUCAGUAGAGAGCAGGCGCGCCCUGCUCUAGCGGCAUAGGAACCGAACAGUUUUCAUGUAUACAGUGUUUUAAAUUAUUUGUUUUCUGAAGUUAGUGCAGCUGCUCUGGCAACAAGAGGGCAGGAUCAGUUUACUUGAAGAGUAGGAGCCGACAGUCCAUUUUAGCAAGCGCUUUGUAUAAAGGCGCAGUUCUGUACAUAACACACAACGUGCAUGUGGUGUGAGCAGCGGGGUUGUGUACAUUUGCCGCAAGCGUGCGCUUACUGCUCCCUCUCCACCGGUCUGCGACUGGUCACUCCCCCGACACUACGCCCCUUUCUCCCUGGUGUUCCAAUGGUACCUUCAAACCAGGGGGAAUUCAGUUUUCCACUACAGGGAACUCAUGUACAUAGCAGAACGAGCGCAUUCUGGAACUAUUUAUGGUAUUCUAAAAAGAAAAUAAUGUGUUUUGAG
Molecule: messenger RNA, 9051 nt
Organism: Pelodiscus sinensis (Chinese soft-shelled turtle)
Lineage: Eukaryota; Metazoa; Chordata; Testudines; Trionychidae
Gene: TASOR2
Product: transcription activation suppressor family member 2
Biological process (GO): negative regulation of gene expression, epigenetic
Cellular component (GO): nucleoplasm
Source: RefSeq, a predicted model, not a curated record